CUCAGCCAUUGCGACGUCAAUUCCGUCGAAAAACGCGUUUAAAGAUUUGAGUGCUGGUAUAAGAGCCAUUAAAGAGUGGAACUUCCCAGGGCUCUAGCUUUAAAACUACUACUCCUAUCGACUUCAAAAUUGAAUACAAUUUUCUAGAUGAGUUAUAGAAUUUAAAAAGAUAAAAAAAAAUUUGUUUGAAAGUCCCAAACCUAUGUAAUCCCUUAAUGAAAGGAUUAAGCAUAAGUAUUUACUCAGCAUAACUGUUUUCUGUUGCUAAGCAACCUAAUGAUGCAUUUAUGUACAGUCAAUUUUAAGUGGAAAGAGCAAAGAUUUUCUUUUCUUUUGCCUUAAGCAAAAUUAUUCCAAAUAUGAUUGAAAAUUUUGAAACAAAACCUUAAAUAAUUAUCGAAACUGCCAUAAUGACAAAAUUUACAAUGGAUAAAGUGUAAUGUUAGAAUAUUUAAUCUCUUAUAUUAUUUGAAAAUUUAUAUACUAAAACAAUAUCUGCUUGAAGUUUUAAUUGCAUCUUUCAUAAAAAUAAAAAUGACACGGCUUCACAACAGUGAUAUUAAUCUCAAAAGCAGUGUAUACAACUUGGCUGGAGAAAAUUAUUUUGAACAAUUAUCCGCAUAUAACUCAAUGCGAUUUCACAUACGUCGAGUUUUAUUAGCAAAAAGUGUUGUUGAUGCUCGAAAUAAAAAAUAUAUAAAUAAUAAGAAAAAAGAAUUAAAAGCACAACUUCCAAGGAAAUUCAGUUUGGAUAAUUUUAUUGAUCAAUUGGCUUUUGAUACCAAACAUCAUCCUAUGGAUAUGCUCAGGAUGAAUUUAGAUAAAUAUUCUUCACGUUACUCAGAGGAAGACAAUUGUGAAACAUAUCCAUAUAACAUAAGCGAUGUAGAUUAUUCACAAUUAGCAAUGCAAGCUGCUGAUACUGAAAGUAACAGUAAAAGUAAUUAUCAAAAUCGUUCAAUGUUAAAAUCUAAAAAAAAAGUAUCAGAUAUGAGCGAGAAUCGACCUAAAACUUCUGGAAAAAAAUACAUUAAAGGAUUGAAUUCGAAAAAACGUAUCGUUCACAGAAAAUGCAGGUGUGAUGAGAAACCAAUUUACUUUACCUGUGGAAAACCUUUUGAGUCACCUACAAAUCAUUAUCAUUCUGAUUCUGGUUCAAGUUCCAGUUCUAUAAUACAAGAAGAUUAUGCUUCUUCUGCCUUAUCAAGUCCAGUACAAAUGCAUACACGUAAGUAUGCAGAAAUUGAAGCAAAAGAGGAUGCAAGAUACGUUCAAUUUGCUUACGAGAUUACCAAAGAUAUUAUUAAAUAUGGUAUCUAUACCGAUAAGGAACUAAAUGAAAUAUUUAAAAAACAUUUACAACGACAUAGAACUACACUUGAUCUGAAUAAAAUGUUGAAAGAAAUAUAUCGAUUGAAAACUUUUUUAAAUGUGUCAGAAGAGUCUGAUGCAUCGGAUGAUGAUACAGAAUUUUUUAAUACGGAUCAAAUACAGUUACAUGAAGUCAGACCACCAACUCCACCAAAGGUACUAGAUGAGAACAAAGUAAUAGGAAAGUUGUUAUCUUACCAAAAAUUAAUGGAAACUCAAUGUAACAAAGAACCAAGAUCAAAAAAGUCAGUAGUUUUGAUUGAUGCAAAUCCAGAACUUCUCAUAACAGAGCGUGACAUACUUACAUCAUUAUUAGAAGUUGGCAUAGAUCCUAAACAAGCAGAAAAUAUUUGUAAGAGUUUACAUCAUAAGAGCAUGGAAACUGUUCUUGAUAAUAUGGUAGAAUUAAAAAUAAAAAAUACUAUUCCUCCUAAUAAAUCAGAAACUCUUCCUGAUAAUUUAAACAAUGUAGAACUUCAAAAAGAAAAUACAUUCAGUCCAGAAAACACGUUUCUUGAAGAUUUGAUAUCAGAAACUAAAAAUCAGAUUUUAGAAAACGAGAACAAGAGCUCAAUCACAGAUGAUCUUUCAUCAAAACAGGAUGAAAUGAUACAAACACCGCGAAGCCCAGUAACUCUACACAAUGAUAAUUAUACAGAGCCCAAACAGAGCAGCUGAUAAUAUUUGUUACUCUGUAUAUAGUUAACAAAUAAGUUUAUGUUUUUGUGGUGUAAAAUAUAUUGAUAUUGUGUUAAUUGUAUAUACAUUAAUUAUAUUAGUGUAUGUAACAAGUAAUUAUAAAAUUAUAAAUAAAAUUUAUAUGCACAAGAAUGUGCUCGACAUUUUUGCAAUUACACCAAGAAGAGAACAUACCAUUGAAUGUUGCGGAUGAAGUCAUUCAAACAGAAAUACAAAUAAAUGUUGGUUCAAGAAUAAAAAUGAACAAAUUAGGAGGAGUACAGGCUACAGAAGAGUACAAAGAAAAGAAAUGUAUAAAUGAAAAUAUGGAGGUUCCAAGCAUUCCUCCAACAGAUAUCCUCCCAUGGAGUCAUGACAAAACAGCUGAAAUUAAAGCCCAUGCAUUGAAUGUUAUAGAAAAAUCAGCAGAAAAAUUGGAUUAUAAAUAUCGAAUACCAAUAAUUAAAUCAACACAAAAGUUUCUUUCGUCACAAAAAAUAAAGAAAAAUUCAAACGAUUCUCGCAUAAGUGAUAAGACAAAGUCAACAGCGCAAACAAAAAAAUUAAAGAAAGAAAAGAUUCCAAAGAGAUCUGGAUCUUCAAGAACUGUUGAUAAUAAGUCAAUCAAAAGUAUCUCUAUUAAACCAAAAAGAGAUGUACUGAAAAAAAAAGAUAGAGAAUUAAAAAAAUUAGUAGCAAUUUCUCGCAAAACAAAGACUCCAUCUAUUUUUGAAGCAAAAGAAAAAAUUAAUGAACCAAUUCGAAAUAUCAGUAUUACAAAAUUGGAUAUGGAUAAAAGGAAAUCUCCCAGAUGUAUUACUCGAAUAGAUAUAACAGAUAAAAUCGAUACAAUAAUACAACAAGAAAAUAAAGAGGGACAAAAUAAAAUAGAAAUGAAUGUGUCCAAAUUAAUUGGAUAUGGAUCAACAAUUAAUAAGGAAAUAGAAACUUUUUUAAGUGAAACCAAUAAGAAUGAUAGAAAAAAUUAUAACGUAAAUGACGUAAAAAAAUAAAAACAUCUUUAUAAAUUGCUAUCGUCCAUAAUAUAAAUGGUAUAUAUAUAUUCCAUUAAUGUUCAAUCUUUUUAGAUUUUUGUAAAUGUUAAGGAUUAUUUGAUAUUUACAUAAAAAGAUACAUUUAUAUCAUUACAUACACAUUUAUUCUUCUAUAUUAUAAGUGUUAUAUUACAGAGAUUCCCAUUAUUUCGAGAAUAUCGUGAAACUUGUUUUUCUUUAUUUUUCCUCUUUUUUUCAAAAAAAUAAAAUAUAUAGUAAAAAAUAUAUGUCCUGUUUUGUGUAUAUAUACACAUACAUAGUUUAUCUACACGUAAUUACAUGAUGCACGUAUAAAUUGUGCAAGUCCGAACAAGUUCGCACAGUUAAAUUACUGUGAAACACGAGUAUACUAAAAUAUUUUAUUAUAUUGCAUUGCAAAUAAAUUUUGUAUAAUAGUCUAUUUGUAUCUAUCUGGAAUAAGACUCACUUACUCCUUCCCAUUACCAUACUCAGGUUUUUCCCCCCAAGUUCAUAACUAAGUAGGUCUAUUUGUGCACUGUGCUUUGUACAUUCGUUACGUCUCUUUUUUUCUCAGAGAACUCGAGAUAAAAGUACUUAAGUAUCAUAAUAUAAAAUACAAUUUUUAACUAAAUUAUUCAUUGUAGAUAUUUAAUAAUGCUUAACAGAUAAAAAUGGUAACCAUAAAAGAAAAGAAUAAAGGCAGUAUUUAUCAAAAUACUCUAAAGAAAAAUAAAACAAGAUCUGUGAUAUUCAAUAUAUGCUAAUCAAUCAAGCUAAUGAGUUAUUUGCAAUAUCUAACACAAACUUGGUUAGCUACCGAAAAUAUAACAAGUCACUUUUGAGAUG
This is a messenger RNA of Polistes canadensis, 3911 nucleotides long. RefSeq lists its product as uncharacterized. Lineage: Eukaryota; Metazoa; Arthropoda; Insecta; Hymenoptera; Vespidae. The transcript has 9 exons. The coding region runs from base 535 to 2049 and encodes 504 amino acids. The record is from RefSeq and is a predicted model, not a curated record. Gene Ontology annotation, cellular component: axoneme; ciliary basal body. Gene Ontology annotation, biological process: microtubule cytoskeleton organization.